Centropristis striata (black sea bass) is the source of this 1573-nucleotide messenger RNA. RefSeq names its product major histocompatibility complex class I-related gene protein-like. Gene Ontology annotation, cellular component: external side of plasma membrane. Gene Ontology annotation, biological process: immune response. The record is from RefSeq and is a predicted model, not a curated record. The coding region runs from base 284 to 1243 and encodes 319 amino acids. Lineage: Eukaryota; Metazoa; Chordata; Actinopteri; Perciformes; Serranidae. The transcript has 7 exons.
CCUUUUUAAUCUCUGCUUCACUUUUCCAGUCAGCUCUGCAUUUGUUGCUGCGCAGCUAAAACGCGUCUUUAUAUUUAUUUACUUUCACUUCUACUUUGCCUUCAUAUGGAUAUUUGUUUUUAACCGAAUAACACUGAAUGCAUCAUAUUUACGAUGUUUGUACUGAUUGUAUAACCUUGUUUGUCCGACAGUUAAACACUCCUUGAAGUUUUUUACAACUGGAUCUUCUGGAUUCCAAAAUGUUCCAGAGUUUGUAGCUGUUGGAUUGGUUAAUGAACUUGUCAUGGGUUACUGCGACAGCUAUGAAAAGAUGGUUGAACCAAAACAGGACUGGAUGAGAAAAGUAUUUGAUAGUGAUCCUCAGCAGUUGGCGUGGUACACUGCAGACUGUCUUGAGGAGGGGCCUCCCUUUUUCAAAGCCUCGAUUGACCAUUUGAAACAUCGCUUCAACCAAAGUGGAGGUGAUCACAUUUUACAGAGGAUGAGUGGCUGUGAGUGGGAUGAUGAGACUGGAGAAGUUAAUGGUUUUAUUCAGUUUGGUUAUAACGGAGAAGACUUUUUAUCAUUGGACCUGGAGACACUGACAUGGAUCGCUCCAAAACCACAGGCUGUCAUCACCAAACAGAGAUGGGACGCUGAGGAAGCUAGAACAAAAUACUCUGCCUAUUACCUCACUCAGGUAUUCCCUGAAUGGCUGAAGAUGUAUGUGGACUAUGGCAAGAGCUCUCUGCUGAGAAAAGACCUUCCCUCAGUGUCUCUCCUCCAGAAGACUCCCUCCUCUCCAGUCAGCUGCCACGCUACAGGUUUCUACCCUGAGGCAGCCAUGAUGUUCUGGAGGAAAGAUGGAGAGGAGCUUCAUGAGGACGUGGAGCUCGGAGAGAUCCUCCCCAACCACGAUGGAUCCUUCCAGAUGAGUGUUGACCUGGACCUCUCAUCAGUCAAACCUGAAGACUGGACCAGGUACGAGUGUGUGUUUCAUCUCUCUGGUGUGAAGGACGACAUCGUCACCAGACUGGACAAAGCAGUGAUCAGGACCAACAGAGUUUCUCCCUCAGAGUUUCCUGCUGCUGCUGUUAUUGGAGUUUGUGUGGGAUUGAUGCUGCUUCUUGCACUCUGCAUCACUGGACUCUUCUUCUGGAGGAAAAACAAGAAUGGAUUCAAGCCUGCAAACUCUUCUGAACAUUCAUCCUCUCUAACUCCUGUGGACAAUGAUACAGCUCUGACUGAUCACACGAUUCAGUGAAGAUUAGAAGAAGACACGUAACUCCAGUGAAGUGGUUGUGGCAUCAAUAUUUUAUUAGGUUAUGUUAUGUGACAUAAAUAUGUAUUAACAAAACUUCUUUCCUGAAAUCUAACUUAAGUGUUACUUUUAUAGAUCAGAUUUAACUGUUUCAGAUUGUCAGUGGAUGCAGUGAAGAAUAAUGAAGUGAGAAGUGAUAGAAGCAUUUUAUCUGCAGCUGUUUCUGCAGACCUUUGGUGUAAAGAUCACUGCAGCAGCUGUCACACAACUAGUGGUGGAAACAGUAUUUAGAUCUCUUACUUCAGUAAAAGUACUAAUACCACACUGUGAAAU